AUGCCUACGUCAACAGCUACACCAGCUCACAGCCCCGCGACGAAAUCCAGUAUCAUGCCAGAUGAGACAACAGAGACGCCAGUAUCAAUCCGAACCAAAGAGGAGCGUGGCCUCGUCAUUUGCACGCUUAUGGAGGGAAAACCCCUUUUCAGUCACAACAGCUGUUGUAUUGUACGUAGCCUUGCUGACACUGCCAUCACCGCGAAACGAAUGGCUAACCAUUUGGUGAACAGUAUUAUAAUCAGCUCAGGCUGCCUCCUAUACACCAAUGUCUUCUAUCAUAACUACAUCAUUGGCGCCUUCCACAAAUUCCCCGAGCCCGUGGCGAAGCAGAUGCGCAAAGCUCUGUAUUACACAAAUAUGGCCCCGGAUACAAAACUUGCUCUCAAGUAUUACAAGGAAGCACUACGAGUUGCGGACGAGAUUGGAAUGGAUCCCUUCUCGGAUGAAGUAAUCGGCAUCAGGAUCCAAGUGGCGGCAUUGAUGGAGAAGGUACAACAAUAUCACAGGGCCAUUGACGUUCUUGAGAUUGUCAAGUCGGAUAAUUUGAAGUGGAUGGAAAAAUUUGGCGACAAGCCCGGCAAUGAAGCCAAAAAAACUAGGAUCCUGAAGACGACAGUCCGUGUAAGCGUCAAAUUGGCCGAGUUAUAUGCAAAUGAGUACGUUCUAGAGAAGGAACUGGCGGAAGACAGGCUGGUUUGGGCUGUCGAGACUGUUCUAAGGGAGCAGCAGAGGCGAGAGAAGGAGGGCGUAAAGCCAGAGGAAGGAGAGUGGUUUUCUGUGGAGGAGCAGUGUAGUUCACUAGAGUUUCUUGCGCACAUGUACGAGGAGAAGAACCUCCACUACCUCGCCGCCCCUUUAUUCCUCCAAGCCAUUAUCUUAUCCCCACCUUCAAGCUGUCAUACAGCUGUAUUAAUGAACAAUCUUUCAAUCUCCCUCGCGCAACAAGUCCCACCCCCAACACCUGGCCACCCGCCUGCAUCACGACCAGAACUCAUCAACAACGGCCGAGCCUGGGCCGAGAAUGCUAUUGCAAUGGCAGCCAAGAUCAAACCGCCUGAAAGAACCGAAGAAUGCGACAUUGGAUGUGCAGUUGCGACGCACAAUCUAGGUGAGUUCGCAGAGAUGGACGGGAAUAUUGCGGAAGCACGAAAGCGGUUCGACGAGGCGAGGAGUUUGGCAAAAGCAGUCGGCUUCCAGGAGGGAGUUGCGAAUUCCGAAGAGGCUCUCCGGAGGGUUGGCCACACUUAG
Molecule: messenger RNA, 1251 nt
Organism: Venustampulla echinocandica
Lineage: Eukaryota; Fungi; Ascomycota; Leotiomycetes; Helotiales; Pleuroascaceae
Exons: 3
Coding region: 1-1251 (416 amino acids)
Biological process (GO): protein quality control for misfolded or incompletely synthesized proteins
Cellular component (GO): i-AAA complex
Molecular function (GO): misfolded protein binding
Source: RefSeq, a predicted model, not a curated record